Messenger RNA from Clunio marinus, 1911 nucleotides. NCBI's taxonomy places the organism in Eukaryota, Metazoa, Arthropoda, Insecta, Diptera, Chironomidae. The record is from the annotation of a GenBank genome assembly.
AUGUCUGUCAAUGAUAGUCUAAAGAAGAAUGAUAGGACAGUUGUAAUAGACGAUACAAUGCUUUUAUUGUUGCGCAAAAAGCGACGAUCUUUUUACCACCAAACGUGUCUACUCAGUGUCAUGGCAGCUUUUACAAUAGGCUUAGCUAUGGGCAUCUUCUUUCUUCCUCUAAUAGGAUUAACGUCAGCUAAAUCCCCAACAGAUACCAUAUCACAUUCACUGCAGCAAAGUCAAAACGAUUCGCUGCACACUCAACAGCAACAGCAACAACAACAACAGCAAAAGCAGUCAAAUGUUAUUUUAUCAAGGGUUGGUGACUUGUAUUCGAAAGUACAUAAAUAUGACUUCAAAUCGGCGAGCGCAAAUAGAAAUCAUAAAAUUAAAAAUCAAAUUCAUGAACUGAAACGUAAUGGCAACAGCUUUACACCGACAACAAUAAAUAAUAAUUUCUUAAAUCCAACCAUCUAUUCUUCCGUGUCAUUUAUAUCAGAUGAAAAAUAUUCAACGGAAAAUAUUUUGAAUAGCUGGAACAAUGGAAAGGCUAGAAAAGUAAAUAACGAUUAUGGUAUUGAAGUUGAUGAUGAUGAUGAUGUUGCUAUUGAGAUACCUGACGAAGACGUCGACGACGACGACGAAGACGACGAUAUGGAAGGAGGCAUGAACAGCAACAAUAGUCAGUUGAAUAAAAAUAUGAAUAACGAUUUCGAUGAUUUGGAACAUGAUAAUGUGGUUGCCGCAGUCGAUUUAUUGCAGCAAAACAAACGGCAAUUCGAUAAUGUUGAUUCCACCUCUCUAAAUUCUUAUGAGAAAGAAAACAAUGAAACAUUGCGACGAAUUGUCGAUGAUGAUUUUUAUUGGGGUCAAAUUGUUGAGAAUCGUUUACCCGUCGGUUUUAGCAAACGCGAAACGGAAAACUGGCGAAAUUAUCUCGAAAGUAACACCACAGAAAUUGUCAAAAUCGAACAAGGAUGUGGUCGCAUGCAAAAUCGUUUGGUAACAUUUAGCGACGGUUUUAAAGCAUGUGUAAGGUAUCGUCAAAACACUGAUCAGAUUCAAGGUGAAUUGUUCAGCUUUUACUUGGGAAGGAUUCUUAAUAUUACGAAUCUUGCACCAAGUACAGCUGCUGUCAUCGAUUGGGACUCCCGUUUAUGGUCGCAAGUGAGAGAACAUAUCACUGAAUCUCAAUGGAAAACCUCGCGACCUAUUGUGCUGACAAAAUGGAUUGCUGACUUGGAGCCUUCAGGUAUUCCCGAACAAUUUCGUCCACUCGAACGACAUUUAAAUCGAGAAGACAUUCGUAACAUUACACUGGACGAUGGUGUUACGAAACCAACUCAAAUAUUGAUUGAUCGAUUGAAGCCAAAAUAUAAUGCCGAUAGCAAUCAGAAUACGAAAAAGUUAUGGCAGAAGAAGAAAAUCGUUUUGAAUGAUCGAAUGUUUGCAAAGUUUGUUGAGCUUGCACAGUGGUCAGAUUUGAUCAUAUUCGACUAUCUCAUUGCGAAUCUUGAUCGUGUUGUAAAUAAUCUCUACAAUUUCCAAUGGAAUGCUGACAUAAUGGCUGCACCAGCACAUAAUUUAGCUAAACAAAUCAAUUCACAAUUGUUAGUAUUUUUAGACAAUGAAUCGGGUCUGCUGCAUGGCUACCGAUUAUUGAAGAAGUAUGAAGCUUAUCAUGGCCUUCUACUUGACAACUUAUGUGUGUUUCGCAAGUCAACAAUCGACUCGUUAAAGUAUCUUCGAGACAACAGUCCCGGUGAAUUAUUAAACAAUUUAUUCGAGAGAACAACUUCCAAGAAGGUUCGUGACGUUCUUCCGCCACUUCCGGAAAAGUCAGUGAAAAUUCUCAUCGAUCGAAUUGAUCGGAUACUCCAACAAGUUCAGAAAUGUCAAGAAAAUUAUGCAAACAGAUAG